GCUCUCCCAUCUUCCCUUGCUUCUUCCCAUCCGUCCCAACACCUCGUCACUCCAGGAGUUCAGGUCUGGGCUGUGCACCUUUCUCUUCUUCUCUUUCUGUGUUAAAACCUUCUAUUUUUCACUUCUUUAUCUCUACCUACACACAAGAUGCAGAGAGCUCUUUCUGCCAGGACUUCUGUCCUCUCCGCCGCAUCCAAGCGGGCUUCUCUCUCCAGAGGAAUCAACCUCCAGCAGCAGCGAUUUGCUCACAAGGAGCUCAAGUUCGGUGUUGAAGCUCGUGCUCAGCUCCUCAAGGGUGUCGACACUCUUGCCAAGGCUGUCACCUCGACUCUCGGACCCAAGGGUCGUAAUGUUUUGAUCGAAUCCUCUUUCGGCUCUCCCAAGAUCACCAAGGACGGUGUUACCGUGGCCAAGGCUAUUCAGGUCCAGGAUAAGUUCGAGAACCUUGGUGCUCGCCUACUCCAGGACGUUGCUUCCAAGACCAACGAGAUCGCCGGUGAUGGUACCACAACUGCCACCGUCCUUGCUCGUGCUAUUUUCUCCGAAACCGUGAAGAACGUUGCUGCCGGAUGCAAUCCCAUGGAUCUUCGCCGUGGUAUUCAGGCUGCCGUCGACGCUGUCGUUGACUACCUCCAGAAGAACAAGCGUGACAUCACCACUAGCGAGGAGAUUGCACAGGUCGCCACCAUCUCCGCGAACGGUGACACCCACAUUGGUAAGCUCAUCUCCACUGCUAUGGAGAAGGUUGGCAAGGAGGGUGUUAUCACCGUGAAGGAGGGUAAGACGAUUGAAGACGAGCUCGAGGUCACCGAGGGUAUGCGGUUCGACCGUGGAUACACCUCUGCCUACUUCAUCACCGACCCCAAGUCCCAGAAGGUCGAGUUCGAGAAGCCUUUGAUUCUGCUUUCCGAGAAGAAGAUCUCCGCCGUCCAGGACAUUAUCCCCGCCCUUGAAGCCUCUACUACUCUCCGCCGGCCGUUGGUCAUCAUCGCCGAAGAUAUCGAAGGUGAGGCUUUGGCCGUCUGCAUCCUCAACAAGCUCCGUGGCCAGCUCCAGGUGGCUGCUGUCAAGGCUCCUGGCUUCGGUGACAACCGCAAGAGCAUCCUCGGUGACCUUGCUGUCCUUACCAAUGGUACGGUCUUCACCGACGACCUUGACAUUAAGCUGGAGAAGCUUACUCCGGACAUGCUUGGUUCCACCGGUGCUAUCACCAUUACCAAGGAGGACACCAUCAUCCUGAACGGUGAGGGCAGUAAGGAUGCCAUUGCUCAGCGCUGCGAGCAGAUCCGUGGUGUUAUGGCGGACCCCAGCACCUCCGAAUACGAGAAGGAGAAGCUCCAGGAGCGUCUGGCUAAGCUCUCUGGCGGUGUUGCCGUGAUCAAGGUUGGUGGUGCCUCCGAGGUUGAGGUUGGCGAGAAGAAGGACCGUGUCGUUGAUGCUCUCAACGCCACUCGUGCUGCCGUUGAGGAGGGUAUCCUUCCCGGUGGUGGUACUGCUCUGCUCAAGGCUUCUGCCAAUGGCCUCAAUGAUGUCAAGCCCGACAACUUCGACCAGCAGCUCGGUGUUAGCAUCAUCAAGCGCGCCAUCACCCGCCCCGCCCGCACUAUCGUCGAGAAUGCCGGUCUGGAGGGCAGCGUCAUUGUUGGCAAGCUGAGUGACGAGUUUGCCGGCGACUUCAACCGCGGUUUCGACAGCUCCAAGGGCGAGUAUGUCGAUAUGCUCGCCAACGGUAUUGUUGACCCUCUCAAGGUCGUCCGUACUGCUUUGAUUGAUGCCAGCGGUGUCGCUUCUCUCCUCGGUACCACCGAGGUGGCCAUCGUCGAGGCUCCUGAGGAGAAGGGUCCUGCUGCUCCUCCCAUGGGUGGCAUGGGUGGCAUGGGCGGCGGCAUGUUCUAAGCUGAUUAACACAGCUUUUCUGACUGCCGUGUAGCCUUAUAUAGCCUUUGUCCUUUUGAGCGUGUCGUUUUUGCAUUAUACGAGCAUGUAUUGAUUUCUUCAUGGAUUUUAAUGCCACACCUUCAUGGCACUGACCUCUUCUGUCUGCCAUUCGAUCUCCCACCAUUUCACCAUCGAGACUUGUUCUCACAGGAUAUCAUCUCCACUCUACCUUCAUGGCGUCCGUUUUGGAGCGUUAAAAAAAGAAAUUAGGGUCGUUGGCCUCUGUAUUAUAGUUUGUUUGUACUUUAAUGUUGCCAUUUUAGAUUAAUUAUUUGGGAGCAUGUUUCCGUAUUUCCUUUAAGCCAUGCUUUAGAAAACGGAUUUUUACUACCCGUAUAUCCUACAAC
This is a messenger RNA of Monascus purpureus, 2285 nucleotides long. The record is from the annotation of a GenBank genome assembly. Lineage: Eukaryota; Fungi; Ascomycota; Eurotiomycetes; Eurotiales; Aspergillaceae.